Blastocystis hominis is the source of this 3744-nucleotide messenger RNA. RefSeq lists its product as hypothetical. The transcript has 10 exons. Bases 1 to 3744 code for a protein of 1247 amino acids. Gene Ontology annotation, cellular component: membrane. Lineage: Eukaryota; Bigyra; Opalinata; Blastocystidae. Gene Ontology annotation, biological process: transmembrane transport. The record is from RefSeq and is a predicted model, not a curated record. Gene Ontology annotation, molecular function: ATP hydrolysis activity; ABC-type transporter activity; ATP binding.
AUGGUCUAUUCGUUUGGAGUCCCGUUUGGUAUCGCUGCAAUUUUGAAACUGUGUCAUGAUAUUUGCCAAUUUAUUGGUCCUAUUAUGCUGGAAAAAGUUAUUGAUUUUCUGGAAGACGACUCUCCUGCUCAAGAAGGCUACAUGUAUGCCACCACCAUGUUUGUUUCCGCUCUAUUCCAGAGCGUAUUCCUUCGAAACUACUUCUACCUUUGCUUUCGGACUGGACUCCGCUUGCGUUCGAGUUGCAUUACGAUGUUCUGCAUCCCGAGCCAAGUGCUUUUCACAUUCUGGAUCGUCAUUUCUAGGUAUAGUCAAGGAGAGAUCAUGAAUCUAAUGGAGGUGGAUAGUCAGAAAUUCCAGGAUGCCACAACGUACGUUAUUCUCAUCCCGUGCGAACUCAGAUACAUCCAAAUGAUCUGGUCUGCGCCCUUCCAAAUCAUCGGCUCGCUGAUUCUUUUGUGGCAGCAGUUGGGCUGGGCGACGCUGGCGGGUGUUGUCGUCAUGAUUAUCAUGAUGCCGAUCACCAAAUGCAUCAGCAGGAAGCUCAGCAUGAUUCAGAGAGAACUCAUGAAAGUGAAGGACAAGCGAAUCAACACCACGAGCGAAGCGUUCGAAGGCAUCAAACUCAUCAAGCUGCAGGCCUGGGAGCGAUCCUUCCUCCAGCGAAUUUCUGGAAUUCGGUGUGACGAAUUGUCCGUGUUGCGAAGAUAUGUGUAUGUCCAGACCUUGUCGCAAUGUCUCUGGAAUACGACACCUUAUAUGGUGUCAGUGCUGAGCUUCCUCGUCUUUGUCUUGCUCGGCAAUAAGCUGACCACAACCAUCGCGUUUACCUCGAUUUCUCUGUUCAAUAUUCUGCGAUCGCCUCUCACGCGAUUCCCAGACACGAUUAACAGCAUUGCGGAGUGCAGAGUGUCCUUACAGCGAAUCGAGCGGUUCCUUUUAGCCAGUGAAAUCGAGAUUCCUUCGCGGGACAAUCGGUCCUCGAUCGGAAUCGAUUUGCAAGACGGACAUUUCUUUUGGAACGAACUAGAAAAGGACCGCGUGGAGGAAGAAAAGAAGCUCAAACAAAAGUCUGGGGCUGCUGUGAAGCCGGAAACGCCGCAGGAUUCUGCUGAGCAGAGCCAGCCGUUCGAACUGACAGGAAUCAACGUGUCCUUCGAGUCCAAUCAGCUCUCUGCAAUUGUCGGCCACGUGGGCUGUGGAAAAUCGUCGCUGUUGAACGCGAUUCUGGGCGAAAUGCCGAGGGUCGACGAGUCCAGGGAUCUGAAUUCGAUGGUCCACAUCAAAGGAAGCAUUGGCUAUGUGCCGCAGACGCCCUUCAUCAUGAACGCAUCGCUUCGCGAUAACAUUCUCUUCGGCUCUCCGUUCAACGAGGAAAAAUACAAGAAAGUUCUGGAAGCUUGCUCUCUGCUCCCCGAUAUCGCGAUUCUCCCCGCGGGAGACAUGACCGAAAUCGGAGAAAAGGGAAUCAACCUCUCCGGAGGGCAGAAGACGCGCAUUUCGCUGGCUCGCGCCGUGUACCAGAACUGCGAUAUAUACCUUCUGGACGAUCCGCUUUCCGCCGUCGACGCGCACGUGGGUCGACACAUUUUCCGGCACUGCAUCAAGGGAUUGCUGGCGAACAAGUGCGUGGUUCUGGUUACCCACGCGUUGGAGUUCUUGCCGGCGUGCGACCAAGUGAUUGUGCUCGAAAAGGGAGCCAUCGCCGAUCAGGGAACCUUCGAGAAGGUGAGCCAGGCCACGUCGGGCGUGCUGGCGGGAUUGCUGCAAGCGCAGAAGGAGGCGCAGGCGCAGCAGGCGCAGGAGGAGUCGCCGAUCUCGCCGAUCUCGCCCGUGGAGAAGAAGGAGGAAGAGUUCGAUGGUGCGAAGAAGAAGGAGGAAGAAGAAAUAGCGAAAGAAACCAAAGAAGAAGAAAAAGAGAAGAAGGAGGCGACGGCCGCGGUGGAAGUGACAGUAGUAAACGAUGCGAAGAAGGGCGAAUUGACCGUCGAGGAAACGCGCGUGAAAGGCAAGGUGAAGCGAUCUGUGUAUUGGAUGUACAUUGUGGCUGCUGGCGGGCUCUGCGUUUGCUUGGGCGUGCUGCUGACCUUCAUUCUCACCGAAAUCUUCAAAGUGCUGAACAAUCUCUGGCUGACUUUCUGGUCCAACAGCGACGAACCGGAAAGAGCUCUGUGGUAUGUGGGGAUCUACGCGCUACUCUCUCUGGGCUCGGUGAUCUUCAUGGGCAUCCGAUACGUCUCUCUCUAUCUCACGGGACUGAAGGCCAGCUCGCGACUGCACGACGGACUCAUCAAGGGAAUUCUCUAUUCUCCGAUGUCCUUCUUUGACCAAACGCCGCUGGGUCGAAUCACAAAUCGAAUCAGCAAGGAUAUCUACACGGUCGAUAAAACGCUUCCCGGUGUGUUUGCUUCGCUGUUCUCCUGCCUGUUCUCUGUGCUAUCGACUCUCAUCGUGAUUAUCAUCGCCACUCCGUGGUUUCUCGUGGUGCUUAUUUUCCUAUCCAUCUACUACAUCUAUGAGGGUCUAUUUUACAUCAAGAGCAGCCGCGAGAUCAAGCGACUGGACUCCAUUUCCCGCUCUCCCAUCUACGCCAAUUUCGGAGAAACACUCGACGGCACGUCCGUGAUCCGCGCAUACCAAGCUACGCAGCAAUUCAUUCAGAAGAACUACGAUCUUCUCGACCUCAACCAGCGUGCCUACUUCAUCAUCUCUUCUGCCAACUGCUGGCUGGGCAUUCGUCUCGAGUUCGCCGGAACCAUCAUCAUCGGAGCCGCUGCGUACUUCUCUGUCAUGCAGAAGGGCUCGAUGGACGAGUUCUUAACUUCCAUGGCCGCGCUGGCGAUCAGUUACUCGCUCGAUACCACGCAGUCGUUGAAUUGGGUCGUCCGCAUGGUGACCGACAUGGAGACGCAGAUUGUAUCCGUGGAGCGUAUCGAGGAAUACACCGAGCUUCCCUCCGAAGCCCCAGCCCACAUUCCCGACACGCAGCCCAGCGAAUCGUGGCCCUCCAAGGGCGAUAUCGCCAUCAACGGAAUCGUGAUGCGCUAUCGGCCCGAGCUGGAGCCCGUCAUCAAAGAGCUCAGCGUGCACAUUCUCCCCGGCGAGAAGGUCGGCGUGGUGGGCCGAACGGGCGCGGGGAAGAGCUCCCUCGUGCUCUGCCUGAUGCGAAUCAUCGAGCUGGAGCGAGGCUGCAUCGAGAUCGACGGCGUGGACAUCAGCAAGAUCGGCCUGGAGGAUCUCCGAUCGAAGAUCGCGAUCAUUCCGCAGGAACCGCUGCUCUUCUCCGGGACGAUCCGCGAUAAUUUGGAUCCGUUCAAUCACUACACGGACGAGGAAAUCUGGUCCGCCCUCCAGCGAGCCUCGCUCCACGAUCUCAUCGCUCAGGACCCUGCGGGGCUCGAGAAGACCGUGGAGGAGCACGGAACGAACUACUCGGUGGGUCAGCGGCAGCUGCUGUGUGUGGCGCGCGCGCUGCUUCGGAAAUCGAAGGUGAUUCUGAUGGACGAAGCGACCGCCUCGAUCGAUCUGGAGACCGAUAUGAAGAUCCAGAAGACGAUUCGGGAGGAGUUUUCGGAGAGCACGGUGAUCACGAUCGCGCAUCGAAUCCAUACGAUUAUUGAUAGCGAUAAGGUGAUGGUGAUGGAGAUGGGACAGCUGAGGGAGUUUGAUAAGCCGUCGGUGUUGUUGAGCGAUAAAAAUAGUAUGUUUAGCCAGCUUGUGGAGAAAUCGAAAGAGAUCGAAUAA